CUAUAUACCAGCUACAAUCGCUUGGGAAGGGAUGCGGAUGAGGCAGAUGUGGACAAGAUCAUUGACAUGGCUAAUAAAGCCUCCAUUGCUGAUCAACAGAUACAAGUCCAAGAAAACAUUCAUCUCCAAAUUAAAAACUUCUGCGUGUCUAUGGAUGAAGUUCUUCUCCCUAAUGUUAAGAAGAUAAAUGAGGGAACCGAAUCACCUAAACAAUCAAAUGCUGCUACUCGACGAAGUGCUUUUAGUUUUGCUAUUGGUAGGACUUACACUUGCGUUUAUGCUGAUAGUUAUGAUUUUCAGUACAGAGGUGCCCGAGAAAGGCCAUUAGAGCGCACUGAUGUUUCUCAAAAGUUGUAAGAUCUCAUUGGCUACACGCUUGGUAUCAAGCCUUCUCAAAUACCCCACAAGGAAGUGGGACAAGGGUUAUUUCUAAAUGGUGAAUGUGAUGUUGGUGCUGUGGUGGCCGUGUACCCUGGUGUAGUAUAUUCCCCAGCGUAUUACCGCUACAUUCCUGGAUACCCAAGGGUUAAUGCACAAAACUCAUUGAUCACAAGGUAUGAUGGAACUGUGAUCAAUGCUCAACCUUGGGGUUAUGGGGGUGAAACCCGUGACUUUUGGGAUGGUUUAACUGUACCAGAAACCAGGCCUAGUAAGCAGCGAGAUGAGAAAGGUCGAGAUCGGAUCUGGAGACUCCUCAGUAAGCCUUUGGAUCAGAGGAAAUUGGGAAAAAGUGGCGACGUAAUAGAGCGGAGGAACCCAUUAGCUUUGGCUCUUUGCAACCAUCCGGCAAAGGAUAUGUCUCCAAAUGUUAUGGUUUGCCCUUAUGACUUCCCACACCGAAAAGAAAGAAGGGUCUAUAUUCCAAAUGUAAUAUUUGGAGAUGCAGAAGAAGUGAAGAGGAAGAGAUUUGGAAGCUUUUGGUUCAAGCUUGGAGGUUCAAAAAAUAGCGGCUCAGAUGUUCCUGUUUUGAAGAGUCUUGUCCUGGUGGCUACAAGGGCACUUUGUGAUGAAGUGGUGCUUCUGAACUAUACGUUGAGCAACUAACGUCGGCCAGAGUGGUAUACUCCUGUUGAUGAGGAGGAAGACCGAAGGCGGUGGAGCUAA
Molecule: messenger RNA, 1104 nt
Organism: Malus domestica (apple)
Lineage: Eukaryota; Viridiplantae; Streptophyta; Magnoliopsida; Rosales; Rosaceae
Source: RefSeq, a predicted model, not a curated record